AUGGCCACGAACGGGAACGCAGCCCACGGUGGCAACAGUACCAUUGACCCGGAGAAGUUCAAGAGGCUCUUCUUUACACCAGUGGUACCCUUCCUGCACGAUGAUCCGUACACGAUAGAUUAUGAUGGAUACCGAAGUUUCAUUCGCCGCUUCACGCAGGAUGAAUACCUGGAGCAAGGCAUUGCCAUAAUCGCGAAUCCUGAAGCAGGAGAGCUGUUUACUCUCGAGCGGGAGGAGAGAAGGAAAGUCCUGCAGAUAUGUAUCGAGGAGGCAGCCGGGCGAUGUCCAGUCAUCGCUGGCGUUGUCCAUGUGCACACCAAAGGAUAUAUCGAGACAGCCAAAGAUGCACAGGAGCUUGGCGCCGACGGGCUCUUCAUCUUUCCUCCCAUCGGCGCCGGUGACAUCGUCGCCAUCUGGGACUCGGACAAGUACCCAGAAAUCUUCAGCGACAUCAUCAAGGAGGUCUCAGCGGCCGUGCCCCUGCCGGUAGUCAUCCACCCCGUCGGCCGCUACUCGAUCCCCUUCGGCCAGGGCCUCCCCAUCAAGACGGCCAAGGCGAUCCUGGACGCGUGCCCCAACAUCGUCGGGUGGAAGAUGACGUACAACUUUGACGGGUACCGCAAGAUCGCGCGCUUCCUGCAGGGGUACGAAAGGCCCGUCAACAUCCUCGCUGCCGUUGGCCACUAUAUGCACGAGAACCACGCUGACAGGAUGUUUGACGGGACGUCGUCUGGCGCGUGGAAUUAUGCGCUCGAGCCGAUGAUGGAGCACCUCAAGGCGUGGAGGAAGGGCGACUGGAAGGCUGCGACUGAUCUCUGGGAGGGGGCAGGCCUCGCUGAGCUUCAGCAGUGCAUAUUCGAGGACAUCGGUCGUCUUCAUGUCCGGUACAAGACGGCAGUCUGGCUCCGAGGUCUUAUCAAGACGCCCGUGAUGCGGCCCCCGAUGCCAAAGGCCAGGCUGGCGGAGAUCGAGGAGAUUGCGCAGGCAUUGGUUAGGGCCAACCUCCAGAUCAUCCCCGAGUCUGAAAUCAAACAGGUAAUCCAGUCUCUCAACCUUGUGCUGUAG
This is a messenger RNA of Diaporthe citri, 1065 nucleotides long. RefSeq lists its product as uncharacterized. Bases 1 to 1065 code for a protein of 354 amino acids. Gene Ontology annotation, molecular function: 4-hydroxy-tetrahydrodipicolinate synthase activity. The transcript is spliced from 4 exons. Lineage: Eukaryota; Fungi; Ascomycota; Sordariomycetes; Diaporthales; Diaporthaceae. The record is from RefSeq and is a predicted model, not a curated record.